AUGGCUCCAGAACCGAGGGAUGUAUCUUGGAGAAAUCUGGUGAUACCAUACAGAGUUUUGCCACUUUGCAGGCUAGGUGUCAUUGUUGCAGCCUCUCUUCUUACAAUUUUCUUUGCAAUCCCAGUCACUGCUGUCCAAGGUAUAGCCAAGUUUGAGAAACUGAAAAAAUGGUUUCCUCCAGCCAUGGCUUUACAGUUGAUACUUCCCUAUUUGAAUGGAAGUAGAUUCAACAUCAGUGAUGACACAAUUAAUGGUACCUGUAUGUGUGCGUGUGGUGAGGGGUUCAAUAAUUAUGGUGGUAUAUAUGUCCAGAGGAAUCCACGGCUGAAAGUCAAGGUGGUGGAUGGGAGUAGCUUGGCUGUGGCCGUCAUCCUUAACAGCAUUCCGAAAGGGACAACCCAGGUUCUCCUUACAGGCAACCUCACAAAGGUUGCUUAUGCCCUUGCCUUUUCUUGGUGCCAAAGAGAUAUCCAGGUAGUUACAUUACAGCAGGCUGAGUAUUUGAAGCUCACCAAAUCAUUAAAUGGUACAGAGGGUAAGGUGGUUCAUGACAGAAGCUAUGCUCAAAAGAUUUGGUUGGUGGGAGAUGGGUUGAGUAAAAAAGAACAGUUGAGUGCACCAAAAGGAACAAGUUUUGUUCCUUUCUCUCAAUUUCCACCAAAACAGUUGCGCAGAGACUGCCUCUACCACUACACACCAGCAAUGAAGAUCCCCAAGUCUCUUGAGAAUGUUUACUCUUGUGAGAACUGGUUGCCAAGGAGGGUGAUGAGUGCGUCGCGUAUAGCAGGAAUAGUGCAUGCAUUGGAAGGUUGGAAUGAGCACGAGUGUGGUCACACCAUGUCCAGCAUUGACAAAGUUUGGCAAGCAACUCUUCGACAUGGCUUUCAGCCUCUAGUCUCCAAAGAGGCAAAGAUUGAUUAG
Molecule: messenger RNA, 921 nt
Organism: Rosa rugosa (rugosa rose)
Lineage: Eukaryota; Viridiplantae; Streptophyta; Magnoliopsida; Rosales; Rosaceae
Product: very-long-chain aldehyde decarbonylase CER1-like
Exons: 6
Coding region: 1-921 (306 amino acids)
Source: RefSeq, a predicted model, not a curated record